GGAUUUCAGGCUGGGAAAUGGGAAGCAAUGGAAGGCCCCAAAUUCCCAGGAAUUUUUGCGGCCGUUCCGGGAAGUUUGGGAUGUGGCAAUGUUGGAAUUUUCUCCUUUUCCAGCAGAAAAGUGCGGAGUGUGCGGGCCGGGCUACCCCAGCCCUCUGGAGGCCAUGAAAGGGCCCCGGGAGCAGCUGCUCUACCUGCCCUGCGUCUACCGGAACACCGGGAUCGGCAUCCCCGACUUCCUGGCCACCGUGGAUGUGGAUCCCAAAUCCCCCCAGUACUGCCAGGUGAUCCAUCGCCUGCCCAUGCCCAACGUGGGGGACGAGCUGCACCACUCGGGCUGGAACGCCUGCAGCAGCUGCUACGGCGCCAAAAAAUCCAGGAAUUUCCUGAUCCUUCCCAGCCUCAUCUCCUCCCGCAUCUACAUCGUGGACGUGGCCACCGAUCCCAGAGCUCGACUCCACAAGGUGGUGCCGGCCGAGGCGCUGGCCCUCACGGCGGGCGCCGCUUUCCCGCACACUUCCCACUGCCUGGGCUCCGGGGAAAUCCUCAUCAUGCUGGGGGAUCCCGAGGGCAACGGCAAAGGCACUUUCGUCCUCCUGGACGGAGAAACGUUUGAAGUGAAAGGAAAUUGGGAACGAGGAGGAGAAAUCCCCAAUUUGGGUUACGAUUUCUGGUACCAGCCCCGGCACAACGUCCUGCUGAGCACCGAGUGGGCCGUCCCCAAAAUCCUGGAGCGGGGAUUCCAUCCCGGGGACGUGCACAAAGGGCUCUACGGGCGCCACAUCAACGUGUGGGACUGGAGCGAGCGGCGCCUCCUGCAGCGGCUGGACCUGGGCGCGGGCGCGGUGCCGCUGGAAAUCCGCUUCCUGCACCGGCCCAGCGCCGCCCAGGGCUUCGUGGGCUGCGCCCUCAGCGGCCACAUCCAGCGCUUCCACAGGAACGCGGAAGGAAAAUGGGAAGCAGAGAAGGUGAUUGAGGUGCCCAACAAGAAAGUCCAGGGAUGGCUCCUCCCGGAAAUGCCAGGGCUGAUCACGGAUAUCCUGAUUUCCCUGGACGACAGAUUCCUGUAUUUCAGCAACUGGCUCCACGGGGACGUGCGGCAGUACGACAUCUCCGAUCCCAAAAAUCCCAAACUGGUGGGGCAGGUUUUUCUGGGAGGCAGCAUCUCCAAAGGGGGAGCUGUGACCGUGCUGGAAGAUCAGGAAUUGCAGGAUCAGCCGGAGCCGUGCGUGAUCCAGGGGAAGCGGAUCCAGGGGGGGCCGCAGAUGCUGCAGCUGAGCCUGGACGGGCGGCGCCUCUACGUCAGCACCUCGCUGUUCAGCGCCUGGGACCGGCAGUUCUACCCCGACAUGGUGGCGGAGGGCUCGGUGCUGCUGCAGCUGGACGUGGACACGGAGCGGGGCGGCCUGGCCCCGAAUCCCAAAUUCCUGCUGGAUUUCGGGAAGGAGCCGGGCGGGCCCUGCCUGGCGCACGAGGUGCGCUACCCGGGGGGGGACUGCACCUCCGACAUCUGGCUGUGAUCCCACGGGAAUUCCGGGAAUUCCGGGAAUGGGGACUGCACCUCCGACAUCUGGCUGUGAUCCCACGGGAAUUCCGGGAAUUCCGGGAAUGUUUGGGAAUGGGGACUGCACCUCCGACAUCUGGCUGUGAGCCCACGGGAAUUCCGGGAAUUCCGGGAAUGGGGACUGCACCUCCGACAUCUGGCUGUGAGCCCACGGGAAUUCCGGGAAUUCCGGGAAUGUUUGGGAAUGGGGACUGCACCUCCGACAUCUGGCUGUGAGCCCACGGGAAUUCCGGGAAUUCCGGGAAUGUUUGGGAAUGUCUGGGAAUGGGGACUGCACCUCCGACAUCUGGCUGUGAGCACCGGGAAUUCUGGGAAUUCUGGGAAUGUUUGGGAAUAAUUGGGAAUGUUUGGGAAUGGGGACUGCACCUCCGACAUCUGGCUGUGAUCCCACGGGAACUCCGGGAAUUCCGGGAAUGUUUGGGAAUGAUUGGGAAUGGGGACUGCACCUCCGACAUCUGGCUGUGAUCCCACGGGAAUUCCGGGAAUUCCGGGAAUGUUUGGGAAUGUUUGGGAAUAAUUGGGAAUGUUUGGGAAUGGGGACUGCACCUCCGACAUCUGGCUGUGAUCCCACGGGAAUUCCGGGAAUUCCGGGAAUGUUUGGGAAUGUUUGGGAAUAAUUGGGAAUGUUUGGGAAUGGGGACUGCACCUCCGACAUCUGGCUGUGAGCCCACGGGAAUUCCGGGAAUGUUUGGGAAUGUUUGGGAAUGGGGACUGCACCUCCGACAUCUGGCUGUGAUCCCACGGGAAUUCCGGGAAUUCCGGGAAUGUUUGGGAAUGUUUGGGAAUAAUUGGGAAUGUUUGGGAAUGGGGACUGCACCUCCGACAUCUGGCUGUGAUCCCACGGGAAUUCCGGGAAUUCCGGGAAUGUUUGGGAUUGGGAACUGCACCUCCAACAUCUGGCUGUGAAAACCGGGAAUUCCGGGAAUCACGGGAAUGUUUGGGAAUAAUUGGGAAUGGGGAACUGCACCUCCGACAUCUGGCUGUGAUCCCACGGGAAUUCUGGGAAUUCCCGGAAUGUUUGGGAAUUCCGGGAAUGUUUGGGAAUGGGGACUGCACCUCUGACAUCUGGCUGUGAGCCCAUGGGAAUGUUUGGGAAUUCUGGGAAUUCCGGGAAUGUUUGGGAAUGUUUGGGAAUGUUUGGGAAUGUUUGGGAAUGGGGACUGCACCUCCAACAUCUGCCGCUGAUCCCAGGAAAUUCAGGAUUUUUCCCAUUUUUUGCCCAUCCUUUCCUCUCUCCAUCAUUUUCCCAGGGAAUUUUGGGUGCCUGGGGUUUCAUCUGCUUCCCAAAAUUCCCGUUCCGGAUCAUCCUCUCCUAAAAAUCACCUCUGAUAUUUCUAAUCAAAAAUCCCAAUAAAAUUCUCCUUCCAGCA
Molecule: messenger RNA, 2933 nt
Organism: Vidua macroura (Pin-tailed whydah)
Lineage: Eukaryota; Metazoa; Chordata; Aves; Passeriformes; Viduidae
Product: methanethiol oxidase-like
Molecular function (GO): selenium binding
Source: RefSeq, a predicted model, not a curated record